Quercus robur (English oak) is the source of this 849-nucleotide messenger RNA. Its product is annotated as high mobility group B protein 14. The record is from RefSeq and is a predicted model, not a curated record. NCBI's taxonomy places the organism in Eukaryota, Viridiplantae, Streptophyta, Magnoliopsida, Fagales, Fagaceae. Bases 68 to 592 code for a protein of 174 amino acids. The transcript is spliced from 6 exons.
UUCUUUUUAUUUUUUCAACCUCUGAGUGAUAACCAAACCAGGAGUGUAGUGUUGCGGCUGAGAAAAAAUGGCGAAGAAGAAAGCUAAGAACUCGCCCAAACAAAAGUCAGCCUCUUCUCGGCCUCCUGCUUCUGCAACUGCAAAGGCUCCUCAAAGAUCUUCCAACCAUAAAAUGGUGUUGAGGGUAAAAUCAAGUGAGGGGAUGAAGAGGCCGGCAAGGCUGACCCAAGUUAGUGAGGAGGAUAAGCGACCCAAGUCAGUAGCAAAGACGCCCAAAACAAAGCAGAAGAAGAAAAUUGAGAAAUUUGAUGCCAAGAAGCCAAAGAAACCACCUACUGCUUUCUUCUACUUCUUGGAGGAUUUUCGUAAGGAAUUCCAAGAGCAGAAUCCAGAUGUCAAGUCAAUGCGUGAUAUUGGCAAGGCAUGUGGAGAGAAGUGGAAAACAAUGACAUAUGAGGAAAAGGUUCAAUAUUAUGAUAUAGCUACUGAAAAACGAGCAGAGUUUGAUAGAGCCAUGAUAGAUUAUAUCAAGCGAAAGGAAAGUGGUGAAGAUCAAGAAACUGAUGAUUCAGAUUCAGAGUUUGAUGAGUAAGGCCGUAUGACUGUUGUUGGAAAAAUGAUGUUUUUAUAGGUGUAGGAGGUAGUUGGACAGGAAUUUGCAUGUAUAUUAAUUUGUGGUUCACUUGUGAUUUGUCAUCUUCAUUAAAACUAUCAAUGCCUGUAUUAUUUUUGUGUAGGCCUUUUGGAGUAAGCUACUGCUUGCAAUUGCAUUGGUUGAUAACAAAAUGUGUAUUUGACUAUGUAUAUAUUGUUGAAGUGAAAUGUCACUGGUUCAAUCCUUUGUUGGGA